AUGAACCCGUUAAUAUUAACAGUUUUGUUUUUAUCAGCAUAUUUAAAACUUCCAAAUGUUCACGCGUUACCUACAACAAACAAUAAUGGCUUAAUACAAGACAGCCCUUUAAUAGGCUUAUUUACCCCAGACAAACAUAAUCGCAACGCUAAACCUUCACAAGUUUCUGACGUGAUUUUCGACAGCAACUCAUAUUACAACGUAUCUCAGCAGCGCCACUUAGACACCUCUUUAGAACAAACCGAGUCUGAAGAAAAUGAAAAAAGCCCUGAUGGAAGCGAUUCAAGCCAUCAUGAAUGCUCAGAAAUCGUUCAUUUCACAGACAAAUGCAUAUUUGUUAAGAAGUACUGCAAAGAGGAACAUCUCGGAUUUUUCAACUACUUGGAAAUUUAUUAUUGCUCUCAUUCAUGGUCCGUUUCUGCAAUCUUGGUUGUUGUCUUUUCUCUCUGGCUUGCCAUUUUAUUCAUGUCAAUCGGUAUUGCUGCAUCAGAUUAUUUAUGUCCUAAUUUAAACACCAUUUCUAAAAUGCUCGGCCUUUCAGAAUCACUUGCAGGUGUUACUUUUCUUGCAUUUGGAAAUGGUUCACCUGAUGUAUUCAGUACAUAUGCAGCUAUGAAAAUUGGAUCUGGAUCACUAGCCAUUGGCGAGCUUAUUGGCGCCGCUUCCUUUAUCACCGCAGUUGUGGCUGGGUCAAUGGCAAUAAUUCGUCCAUUUAAAGUAGCCAGAAAGUCCUUUACACGAGAUAUUGUUUUCUUUACUGUUGCUGUUGGAUUUUCUAUCUACUUCAUAUCUGACGGUGUUAUAACUCGCUUAGAAUGCGUUGCUAUGCUAUCCAUUUAUGUCUCUUACGUUAUCUUUGUCGUAGGAUGGCACUGGUACAAUACAACUAGAAGAAAACGGUAUUUGGUCGAAACAAGAGCCCGUGAUUUUUACACUGAGGCGGGACAUGAAGCAAAUAUUGAACAAGAUGAAGAAAUUAGAGACGAAGCAUCAAUUUUAACACAGGGAUUAGAUUACACGGGAUUUAAUUCCUCCAGUUUUGGAGAAGAAGAAGAGCGCCAACCAAGUCCUUUUAGGUUUGCUUCACCCAGAGGAAGUAUAAUUGCACUUCCUGGAUCACCCCUCCCUGCCUGGCAAGAACAAUUUGAAGAUGAGCAAGAAGAGGCAUAUGGUGAACUUACAAGAGGUAUGAGAUUACGACCACAAAAUCUUCCCCCCACUACCUCAUCCCAAAGUGUUGCUGCUGUCUCGGCAGCUAUGUCUGCAGCGACAGCAGGAACUGAUUUGCAUAUCCUUGGUUCACACUCCCCCAUGACACCAAUCAGACCAUCUUUAUAUGGUGCUCUAGAAUUUCGAAAUGUUCUACAGCAAUUGGAGGAUUCUCGCAGCUCACAUUCCAAUAUUAUCCCCUUGUUGAGAAGGUCACAGGAAAGUGAUCAAUAUAAUGACCAAGAACAGGGAUUAUCACAAUCUCUUCCAAAUACAGAAUCGUAUUUGGCAUCAAGGGCUGCAGCAGACCAAAGUCCUCUAAGUCCCCUGAGCCCAAAUUACCAUGAACAGCGCCCAGCUAUAAAAAAGAAUUUAACAUUGCCAACACAACUUCACAGACUAAGAACACAGAAUUCCUCAACUUCUAGUCUACCUACAACAUCAAGAGGGAGCAGCCCUCUUUCUUCUACACCUGUCAUUUUUUCACCACAGAGUUCUGAGUCUUCCCCAAGCUCUGUGAAACCCAUACUACCAAAGCUUCAAAUCCCUCAGCUUUUAGUAUCAGAUUAUCAUUCAGAAGAUAGUCCUACAGUCAUUUUAUCUCCCACUGAAAUAAACAUACCCGAAGUCUCGAAUCAUGAUUUGAACUCUAUUAUUUCACCAAUUAGUAAAAAAUCCAAUCUUGGAAUCCCAAUCAUACGCUCUAGGGAAAGCUCGAGACCUUCGACUCCAAAUAUCAUUGAAACAGACGAAACUGAUGAGUUGUCAAGAACCACUUCUACAGCGCCGCAUGACCUAAUUCCACCUUCUUCGCAUUUUAGCACAAGCUGGUUUAAUUAUGUCGUACCUUCAAUACCGAAGCGAUACACAUCUUAUUUUUCAACGCUUUUCCCCUCAUUGGUAGGAUUGACUACCAAAUCAUUGAUUAGUAUCAUUACUUCUAUUGCAACUGCUCCCACAAUACUGUGCUUGAACGUGACGAUUCCCGUUAUUGAGGCCGAGACAAUUGAAAAAGAAGCAUCCCUAUCAACUAUUCCUAAUUCUCCUAUAAGAGAACAAACACACCAAGAGCCUAGUUAUAAUCUGGAUUCUUAUUUUGAUAGUCGUGCACCUUAUCAUGAUAACGAAAAUACACAUAACCAUCAAAUUUUUGAAGAUGGAACAUCAAAUGACGAUCUAUUUUCAUCUAACAAUGAUCAGUUUGGACUACAAGUGCCCCAAUCACCUAAAAUCUAUGUUCCAAUCAAACGUUGGCUUUUAGUACUUCAAGCAAUAUUCGGUCCUUUUUUCGUUUUAAUAUCAAAUAUGGAUGAUGAUUCUUCCUGGCCUUCUACAAUUAUGUAUUCGAUACUAUCAUGCGCAACAUUAUUGAUUAUGAUUCGGAUGUUUGUUCCUGAUCCAAGAAGUGCUCCAACAUACAUUCAAUUUGUUUCAUUGAUUGGAUUUGUUAUUGCUAUUUCUUGGAUCUCAGUUGUUGCCAAUGAGGUUGUUGGUAUCUUAAAGGCAAUGGGUAUUAUGUUUCAUAUUUCUGAUGCAGUUCUUGGUCUCACAGUUUUUGCUGUUGGUAACUCACUUGGUGAUUUGGUAGCAAAUACCACAGUUGCUAAAAUGGGCUUCCCUAUGAUGGCUCUUUCAGCUUGCUUUGGCGGCCCUAUGCUAAAUAUUUUAGUUGGCAUCGGCAUGUCAGGGUUAAUUAUCAUGUCCGGAAAGUCCUAUAGUCACAUUGGUGCCAUUUCACCUGAUGGAUAUCAUAUUAAAAUAUCAAACAGUUUGAUUAUUUCUGGGAUCACAUUACUUGUGACACUUUUAUUUUUACUCAUUACAAUUCCCUUAAAUAAAUGGAAAAUGAGUCGAGUCAUUGGUAUUAUCUCAGUAUCAUUUUGGAUCGUUUCAACAGUUAUCAACGUUAUUAUAGAAGUUACUGUUUUUGAACACUAG
Messenger RNA from Magnusiomyces paraingens, 3147 nucleotides. RefSeq lists its product as uncharacterized. Gene Ontology annotation, biological process: monoatomic cation transport; intracellular calcium ion homeostasis; transmembrane transport. The coding region runs from base 1 to 3147 and encodes 1048 amino acids. The transcript has a single exon. The record is from RefSeq and is a predicted model, not a curated record. Gene Ontology annotation, molecular function: monoatomic cation transmembrane transporter activity. Gene Ontology annotation, cellular component: membrane. NCBI's taxonomy places the organism in Eukaryota, Fungi, Ascomycota, Dipodascomycetes, Dipodascales, Dipodascaceae.